Messenger RNA from Sipha flava (yellow sugarcane aphid), 1312 nucleotides. RefSeq names its product high affinity copper uptake protein 1-like. The record is from RefSeq and is a predicted model, not a curated record. The transcript has 6 exons. Gene Ontology annotation, biological process: copper ion transmembrane transport. Gene Ontology annotation, molecular function: copper ion transmembrane transporter activity. NCBI's taxonomy places the organism in Eukaryota, Metazoa, Arthropoda, Insecta, Hemiptera, Aphididae. Gene Ontology annotation, cellular component: membrane. Bases 394 to 963 code for a protein of 189 amino acids.
UUGUGGUACGUUUUCCAUCUGGAACAAUUUUUCUGCAUCACCCAACAUUAUCAAAUUCCGUUUUAUUCAUGGAACUGAUAAGGUUAAUCUGUUGUCGUAGUGGAAAAUAUUAGAAAGUGACUUGUAAGUGGCUAGUCGCUAGUGUCUACCACGGCCUACCUCUACCUAGCGUCGAUUUCGUAAAUAAUGAUUGCACAGUAGUUCAGCUGUGUCGAAGACCGAGGACCUAGGAAUGUAUCUCAUGUAAUGCGUAGUGAAGGUUAUUUUCUAAGUUUUUCUUUUCGCCACUGACUUUCAUUUGUCUACGCGUCACGAUCCAGAUUGCGAACUGAUCAGAUUGAUCAUUCUGUAUCCGAUUUGACAAGUAGUGGAUUUCGGCGGUCAGUUUUAACUAUGGACCAUCACCAUCAUGUAGAAACAGCUAUACAAAAUAGUGAUGACUGCUGUACUGGUACUGAUAAUCCAACAAGCAGUGGUCAACAUAUGAUGCAUCAUAUGAUGUCGAUGUCAUUUCAUUUUGGCACUAAUGAAACUGUAUUGUUUGAUUGGUGGAAAUUUUCUACAACCAGUGGUCUUAUAUAUUCAAUGAUUGGAAUAUUUUUGAUGGCAGCAUUAUAUGAAGGAUUAAAAUAUUUUAGAGAAUAUUUGUUCUGGAAAUCAUACAAUGCUAUUCAGUACAGAUCAGUACAAAUUCCCUUAGAAAAAGGACCUAAUGAUCCUGUUACACAAAUGGUCGGAAAGGUGCUUUUAAAACAACCUCUGCCUACAAUGUUCAGUGUAACACAUUUGCUUCAAACAUUCCUGCAUAUUGUUCAGAUAUCUGUCAGCUACUUAUUGAUGUUGAUAUUUAUGACAUACAAUGUUUGGUUAUGUUUAGCCGUUCUAUUUGGCGCUACUUUAGGUUACUUUUUAUUUGGGUGGAAAAAAUCCGUUGUUGUUGAUGUUACAGAACAUUGUCAUUGAAACAAAUAUUUUUUACAAAUAAAAAUUCAUUUAUAUACUUAUUACCAUAAAAUGUAUACAAUAUUAUAUAAUUCUAAAAGAUAUUACAUGUUUAGUUUUGCUUAUAUCAGUUACUUUUUCACUGGUUAAUAAAGCAAUAAAUGCAGUAUGCCUGAUGCCUGAUUUUCAGGUUUUUUUUGUAAACUAUAACUUAUUGUUAAUUAUAAUUUGUUUGGGUGGGUAUUCAGUCCCAUCAUAUGUUUUAAGAAUAUAUUAUUGAAAACUCCAAAGUGACUUUUUUGAAAUAUUGAAAACAAAUGUAUACUUUUUCCAUGUGUUAUCGAAUAAAUUUUUGUAUUUUAUCUUUUAA